AUGGCUACCUCUUCGUUGACGGUCAACACCGCUAACCGCCAAGCCAUGCUGGCAGCCAAUGGCCAAUAUGUUGCCUCGCGUCCGGCGAAUGUAGGGCAACUUGAGCUUCCUCCCACGAAACAAUAUCUCAUUGUUACGUGCAUCGAUGCCCGUAUUGACCCUGCGGCGGCUUUUGGAAUCAAUCCAGGCGAAGCCCAUGUGAUCCGCAAUGCCGGAGGCAGCGCCGUAGCUGCCCUCCGGGACAUCAUCAUUUCCACGCACUUCUUGGGUGUGAAAGAGGUGUUCAUCAUCAAGCACAAGGACUGCGGCAUGAAACUCCUCAACUCGUAUAAGACGCCCAUCUCCCAACUUCUGUACCCGGGCAAGAUCGUAUGCCCUGGUGCGGCUUCGAUCACCGACAUGCCCUGGUAUGACUUCAAGUGCCCCUACGCCGCCGUCCGCCAAGACUGGUUCUUUGUCCAGAACCAUCCGGCCAUCCGGGCCAACGACCCGACCAACCCAGACAGGAAGAUCAUCAUCCACGGCUUCGUCUACGACCCGGCAACUGGAAAGAUCGAGGACGUGCCGCCUCGUGUCCCUCCAUCAGAGAACCCGAUCCCGGGGUCCCAGCCGAACGGCCCUGACCCGGCCGGGUGCGGCGGCGGGGGCGGCGGGGGCAGCGGCGGCGGCGGGGGCGGCGGCGGCGGAAGCUGUGCGGGUGGUGCUAAGCAAUGCGGUUAG
Molecule: messenger RNA, 720 nt
Organism: Diaporthe citri
Lineage: Eukaryota; Fungi; Ascomycota; Sordariomycetes; Diaporthales; Diaporthaceae
Exons: 2
Coding region: 1-720 (239 amino acids)
Molecular function (GO): carbonate dehydratase activity; zinc ion binding
Source: RefSeq, a predicted model, not a curated record